AUGAACAUUCGAUUUUCCUUCCUAUGUUCUUUUCUUCUGAUUGGCCACACAUUCGCACAGGAUGAAGUGUCUCAGUGCAAUUACGUCGGACUUGUCAAAUGCUUCAUAAACAUUUUGGACGAAUGGGCUUGGACACUUUACGAACUCAAGGAAAACGUCGUCACGAUUAGACCGGAUCAAUGUGAACACUUGAAAGAGUUGGACAAAUGUAUUAAGGAUGACCUCCCAGUUGCUCAUUCCUGCUCCCACAAUGAAAUCGUCCAAGUUUCUAAUACCGUAUCCGAUUUGCUCACCCACCGAAAGGAUUCUGGAUCUUUCUUGAGAAGUUAUUAUCUUCUCACUUACGCUUGCUCCUCCGAAGGUCAAGAGAUCCUCAGCAAACAUCGUGACUGCUUGAAAUCGGAGAAGAUUGGAGAGAUGACCCUGUCUGCUGGAACCUACUUGAGCGAGAAAUUCCUGGAACACUCAAAAGAAGACGUUUGCGAUAAAGUGAACGAGAAGCUUCAACAGUACAUUUCUGCGCUUGGUGGACUUUGCAGCAAGCACGAAGCCGCUCAGCUUAUGUGUCAAUCUUUGAAAAACAUGUUCUCGGGACUUCAUGCCGACAGAUUGGAAAACUGCGAAUUGGACUGCAAGAUUCCGGAGAACACUGACGAGGAGAGCAAGGAAGAGGUGCAACUGACCUCUGAUGCUCAAGAUGAGGAAAAUCUGGAGCAACAGCAAUCGGAACAAGAUGCUCUUCGACCAGCCGACUCUUCCAGCAUAGCCUUUUCCUUCUUUUCAAUUGUAUUCUACGUUCUUCUCAGAUGA
Molecule: messenger RNA, 810 nt
Organism: Caenorhabditis briggsae
Lineage: Eukaryota; Metazoa; Nematoda; Chromadorea; Rhabditida; Rhabditidae
Exons: 7
Coding region: 1-810 (269 amino acids)
Source: RefSeq, a predicted model, not a curated record